This is a messenger RNA of Stereum hirsutum FP-91666 SS1, 3424 nucleotides long. RefSeq names its product DUF1620-domain-containing protein. NCBI's taxonomy places the organism in Eukaryota, Fungi, Basidiomycota, Agaricomycetes, Russulales, Stereaceae. Gene Ontology annotation, molecular function: protein binding. Gene Ontology annotation, biological process: protein folding in endoplasmic reticulum. Bases 201 to 3320 code for a protein of 1039 amino acids. The transcript has 11 exons. Gene Ontology annotation, cellular component: EMC complex. The record is from RefSeq and is a predicted model, not a curated record.
UUCGCGUUCGGCGCUGUGGUUGUCCAAACACGUCACCCCCACAAUCAAUCGUGCAAGAAGGCCCCUUGCACCGUUGCAAUCGGUGUUUUGGCAUAGCUACGGAACUUAAACCGUUGUUAUAUUAUAGUUACCGACCCUUCAGCGCAUAGUCGCCCAUCGACAGAAAGGACGCGUCUUAUACCGUCCGACAAAGUCCAAGGAUGCGUUGGACCAGCUCAUCUCUCGUGACAGGCCUUGCCUUCUUGGCCUCUGCCAAUGCACUUCUUGAAUCACAAGCCGGCGUAAUAGACUGGAACAAAGCCCAGCUUGGGGUCCCAUUUACGCGCUCAAUUGCCACGGCACCAUCAUUACAUGCACCACCACGAAAGUCAAGGUUGAAAACGAAGGCACCUCCAGGAGAAGGGAUGUUAAUCAGUGGGACACAUAGUAACGUGUUGGGUGCGGUGCAUGCGAAUAAUGGAUCAGUUGCAUGGAGGUGGAUAUACGAACCAGAAGAUCCUAUCAUUGGCUAUCACAAACAUGACGAUGUUGUUGCGUCACUAUCGGGACCAGGUGGCGCCACACUUCGGACAUUCGACUAUACUUCAGGGGCCCUCAUCGUAGAACGGCGUCUGCAUAAACCGGAGUCCGCCCGUCUACUUGAACCAGACCACACCGGUGCUUCCAUCGCCUUCGUUUCCUCUUCGGCCUCAGAGUCGAUCGACCUCAUUGUCUUGACGGAAGGCCACGUCGUACGGAAGUUAGAUAGUACGGGUAAAGAAUUGUGGAAAUGGAUUUCACCGGAUCAGACGUCUCAGGUCAUCUACUCAAAGAUCAUCGCCACACCCACAACGGCCUACAUUGUCGGCCUCUCUAAAUCUUUCGCCUCAUACACUCUUCACGUAACAUCUCUGUCCACCUCCUCAGGCGCGGAACUGGCCUCGGCAAAUAUCCCGUCCAGCAUCACCGACGGUCCUUCAUCCCUUCUCUCCCUGUACCCAACCACGUCCGCCCCUCAAAUUGUCUGGCUCGAAUCCGGCACCAUCAAAUCCGUUGCACUCACACAAAAGCUUGACUCGAAGCCUACAGCCAUCAAAGCCGCGUCAUAUGAGCAGGUACUGGAUGUAGGAUUGGCGGAGCAGGGGUAUUUUGUGGCUUUGAAGGCGGGAGAUGGGACAGCAAGGAUUGUGAAAUUGACCGAAGAGAAGGAAGGGUUGAAGGUUGUUUGGGAAUUUGCUGACUCGGCCAGGUCGGCUGUGAAUGCGGAGUCGAUGUAUGUGGGUGGAUUGGACGGCGAGGGCAUGCCGUAUAUUGGGAGGGUGUUUUGGUCGCAUGCUUUGAAAAAAGGCUCCGCACAUGUGUACGCGCCACAUCUCGCAGACGGAAAAGGUCUCGUCUCAGGCUUCACCUUCGCCUUCGACACCAACACGCAUGGUAUCCUAACUCAUGCGGCCCUGCAAGUCCCCUACCCACAAGCUUACGACCUCGUCCCCUACCUCUCUCUCACUACUUCAACUGGCGCGAUUCAACUCUGGCAAGGCGAUCGUCUCCUCUGGACGCGCGAAGAGUCACUCGCACAUAUCGCCGUAGCUGAGAUGGUCGAACUUCCGGAGGCUCGCGAUAUUCUCAGUAGUUCUGGUGACCACAGGACGGAAUCUUUCAUCGAGAGGGUGCAACGCCAGAUCGUCGACGCCAAGGACCUACCUGCUUACCUCGUACACUUCAUCAAGCGCUUUGCUACGGGGUCUUAUGCAUCCGCUUUGACCGCUCCUACUCCUGCGCUUACCGGUACCGUCAAUCCCACGAACGAGACUGCAGCUAUCGUUGAGCUUGCUCGUGAUGAGUUCGGGUUCCGCAAGAUUAUAGUCGCGGCUACUGAGUACGGAAAGGUGUAUGGUUUGGACUCGAGUAAUGGGGAGAUUGUAUGGAGUAGGGUGUUUGCGUUGGGUUGGGCGGUGGAGGUGGGUGCAAAGAUCGUGCCUGUGAAGGUUUUCGUGGUGAGAGCCGUGGGGGAUAUUGAUGACGAGGGAAAGACGGCUGGACCUGAGGUCGUUGUCGUGGCGCAGAGGAUUGCUGAUAAUGGUCUGGUGGAUACGGUGCUGUUCCAUGUCAACGCACUUACAGGCGAGAAUGUGAGGGAAGAGGAGAAAAAGGGAGCAUUACUGCAGGGUUUCGACAUCAUUCAGGGCCCUAUCGUCGACGCCUACUUGCUUCCAACUGACGAGGCGAAAGUUGUCGUACUCCUCGACGAGUUCCUCCAGGUCUACCUCUACCCCGAAACCGACAUCACGAAAUCCCUCUUCGCAUCCCUCUCCCCAAGCCUCCACUUCCCACUCCGGACAGGCCGCCCAGGAGCCCGCCAACUCACAGGCCACUCGAUCGCUCCUGACUCUGGCCUCUCCCGCCACACCGCCAGUGGCCCAACAUGGCAGACCUCACUCCCUCCCGCACACGACAUCAUCGAAAUCGUCAGAAAACCUACGGGUCCAGUGGCCAGCCUCGGAAAAGUACUGGGUAACCGUACCACGCUAUACAAAUACCUCACCCCGACGCUGUUCGCUGUGAUCUCUGGAGGAGCGGAGGACUGCGCCAUCAGUGUGUUGGAUGGGGCGAAAGGGAGUUUGGUGUAUAGUGUCAUGUUUCCAGGUGGGGGAGGGUGUGAGGAUGUGAAGGCAAGCUUUGUGGAGAAUUGGUUGGUGUAUGUGUUUUGGGAUGGGGAGAGUAAAGGGGUUGGGGAGGCAAAGGGGUAUAGGAUGGUUUCGGUGGAGUUGUAUGAGGGCAAGGGGGCGGAUGAUAAGACACGGAGUUCCGAUAUGUCGUCCUACUCGAACAAGAGCCUCGAUGUUAGGGCGAUCAGCCAGUCGUUCGUGUUCCCACAUGGGGUCACGGCUCUGGCUACGACUUCCACUAAGUUUGGUGUGACGACGAAGGAUCUCAUCGUUGCGAACGAGAAGCACCAGAUCCAGUCCUUCCCGAGAAGACUGCUAGAUCCCCGUCGACCAAAACAAAAGCCCACGGCAGAAGAGCAAGAAGAGAUGCUUUUCCAGUAUGAUCCCCUCAUCCCAGACGACCCCCGUCGCGUUCUCUCACACACUUACGAGGUUGCAAAUGUCCGCCAAGUACUGACCUCCCCCGCUCUCCUCGAAUCCACCUCCCUCGUCUUCGCCUACGGUCUUGACCUCUUCUUUACACGCGUCACGCCCUCAGGAACGUUCGAUAUCCUGAGUGAGAACUUCAAUAAGGUACAAUUGGUGUUGACGAUUACUGGAUUGGCUGUGGCAAUUAUUGUGACGAAGCCGAUGGUGGAGAGGAAGAGGUUGAGGGAGAGAUGGUACCAGUGAGGUGAACGUUUCGUGAGGAAUACUGAGUGGAUAUUUAUGCUUUGUAAAGGAUAAGAUGAUGGAUACAUAGAUGUGGACAAUAAAACCGACUGGGGGGUGUCUGC